This is a messenger RNA of Venustampulla echinocandica, 1503 nucleotides long. RefSeq lists its product as uncharacterized. The transcript is spliced from 5 exons. NCBI's taxonomy places the organism in Eukaryota, Fungi, Ascomycota, Leotiomycetes, Helotiales, Pleuroascaceae. The record is from RefSeq and is a predicted model, not a curated record. Bases 1 to 1503 code for a protein of 500 amino acids.
AUGGGACGACUUGAAUCCUUGACUGCUCUGGCUCUUGGUCGAGGGCCAUAUGAGGAUGAAGUUGUCGGAUUCUCAGGCGAUGAAGCUCGCCCGAACGGCCAGCAAUACAAUGGGCAUGGCCAUCCGCGAAAUCCCGAAACCAAACGGCGAGAGCGUGAACACGUGCGGGCCGCGAAUGAGGUGAUGCAGGUGACGGGUGUUGUAGAGGACUUGGUCGCCGCGAAAACCAAGGCGAGUGAAUACCUUCUCAGCAGGAGUAGAGACACCAUAACCGGCCUACGCUUGAUGGAGGCUGGACGUGCCGUACUCGUCGGAGGGGUUUGGGGGGUGCUAGGUCUACGACGGCGCAUCUUACUCUACCAGCCAUAUGCGAAAUUCGGACUCCUACAAAUUUUACGGUAUGAAAAGGCGAGAUAUGGGCUCCUACAUGUGAUCGGAGCCGGACUUCCCGCAGUUUUGGCCUAUCAUGCCGCAGAUUGGGUUGCAUUUUUCUUUGAGACCGUUCUAGAUGCAUAUUGGGAGGAGGAAAAUGAAGAUGGCCUGUCCCUACUAACAUUGACACCGGCGCAGAAACGGGUUAGAUUCGCUCUACAAAUGCUACAUCGGCUUCUCCUACAUUACUUUGCACUUCCGGAUGUUCGCCAUUCUACAGCAGCUCGCCCUGGUCCCAUCUUCUCACAUCCUACCCACCCGCCGAUCUUUUAUUCCCUUUUCGGCCUCUUCACCACUCCAACUCCCUCUAUCGAGGCCAACUUCAUUAAUCUCAUGGGUGACAGCGAUAGUUCGAUCGGCAUCCCCGAUGUUCAUGAUUUUGCUCCACGGCAAGGGGACAGCAUGUUCGCCGGUAUGUCGGUUUCAGCCCCGACCGCCGAGUACGAUACGCCAGACCGACACCCAGAGGAAAGAUCAAGCUACCGCGCGGAAGAUGAACCUACACUACGAGCACUUGAAGGACUUCCAGCGUUGGAACAAAUGGAGCCUCACUCUCGUCCAAACGAAAGAGACUCAGAUUCUAGUAUUGGGGAAGAUGCCGAGAUCACACAUGCCACACUCAUUAGUUUUGAUGUCGAGGCAACUGAGGCCGUGGACACUCCCCUCGGACCCCUUGGGACUUGGUCAGCAGAAUUACGCAGUGCUAAUGAACCCAGGCAAUCAGAUGAGCCCAGGUACCGUGUCACGGGACUGACAAUGCUACCGCCAAUUCUAGCGACGGAGGGAUUGCGAGAGAUUGCUGCGGGCCUUCUCGUGAUGCCCUUUGAGGCUCUGAUGGUAAGGGUGAUCGGGCGGGCGUACCGGGCGAGUGCUGGUGUAGACGUGGAAGAUAUUUAUUCAAUAACGUCUAGCGUUUCGGGACUUGGCAUCACUGGGUUUGGAAAUCUCGUCGCCAUGUUUGCUCUUCAAUUGGGUGUUACUGGCAUCGUUUGGGCGGGAUUUACUAUUGGAUCCCAGUUGUGGGCCUCAAGAUCACAUACGAACGAUGAUCGAGGCGUGGUUGAGAUAUGA